CAGCCUGUGCCAAGCCAAACACCAGCUGUCCUCCCUCCUUUGGACUUGCGGGGAUGAUCCCGGAACGGACCCAGGAGGUUUCUCAGUGAGCUGGGAGCACACGACACCACCACAAAGCCGACACCAUGUGGCAACUAAAAUGGCAGCCACCGUGUGUGCUUCUGACCCAGGCA
Molecule: messenger RNA, 173 nt
Organism: Pelobates cultripes (western spadefoot toad)
Lineage: Eukaryota; Metazoa; Chordata; Amphibia; Anura; Pelobatidae
Source: the annotation of a GenBank genome assembly